UCCUGUCCGUCAAAUUUAGGGUUUCGAAUGAACCAUGUAACACACUGUUUGCUGGGAUGCCCUAGGCCUUUCUACUAUAUAUAUGUGUAAUCGGCGAUCGCGCAUCUGUUGCAGUCUCGCAGCCGUCGCAGAGCAGGAUUUUCUAGGAGGUAAGCCAUGGUGAAGCAUAACAACGUUGUUCCCAAUAGCCAUUUUAGGAAGCACUGGCAAAACUACGUGAGGACAUGGUUUGAUCAGCCAGCGCGGAAGACUAGGCGCCGGCUUGCUCGGCAGAAGAAGGCUGCGAAGAUCUUCCCUCGUCCAACUGCCGGUCCCCUUCGGCCUGUUGUACAAUGUCCCACACUUAAAUAUAAUAUGAAAUCUAGAGCUGGGAGAGGCUUUACUUUGGAGGAACUGAAGGCUGCUGGAAUUUCUAAGAAACUUGCCCCAACAAUUGGCAUUGCUGUGGAUCAUCGCCGUAAAAACAGAUCCCUUGAAGGCCUUCAAGCUAAUGUCCAAAGGUUGAAGACUUACAAAGCCAAGCUCGUUAUCUUCCCCAGGCGCGCCCACAAAUUUAAGAAUGGAGACUCCACCGCUGAGGAACUUGCAACUGCAACUCAAGUGCAAGGCCCAGUCCUGCCCAUAGUUCGCAACAAGCCUCGGUCAGUUGAGCUUGUGAAGGUCACUGACGAAAUGAAAUCAUUUGCUGCUUAUGCUAAGCUUCGAGUUGAGCGGAUGAACCAGCGCCAGGUUGGAGCUCGGCUGAAGAAGGCCGCCGAGGCAGAGAAGGAAGAAAAGAAAUAAGAUCCCUAUCAUGGUUUUUGAAGUGUCAUUUCAUGUGUUUGUUUCUGAAUGGAUUGUUUGUUCUCUAUUUAGAAGCUGACUGUUAAAUUUCAUGUGAUUGUUUUUGUUGCACACCUUGAAGACCAUUAUUAUUAUGUUAGAAAAGUUCUAAUUUUAAGCUUUCUUAAUUUAAAA
This is a messenger RNA of Zingiber officinale, 957 nucleotides long. RefSeq names its product 60S ribosomal protein L13-1-like. Gene Ontology annotation, molecular function: RNA binding; structural constituent of ribosome. The record is from RefSeq and is a predicted model, not a curated record. Gene Ontology annotation, cellular component: ribosome; cytosolic large ribosomal subunit. Bases 157 to 783 code for a protein of 208 amino acids. Gene Ontology annotation, biological process: translation. NCBI's taxonomy places the organism in Eukaryota, Viridiplantae, Streptophyta, Magnoliopsida, Zingiberales, Zingiberaceae. The transcript has 5 exons.